Molecule: messenger RNA, 1277 nt
Organism: Micromonas pusilla CCMP1545
Lineage: Eukaryota; Viridiplantae; Chlorophyta; Mamiellophyceae; Mamiellales; Mamiellaceae
Exons: 2
Coding region: 135-1127 (330 amino acids)
Source: RefSeq, a predicted model, not a curated record
CCGCGGAGGAGGCGCGGCUGCGCGCGCUGCAGCUCGCGAACAUCGCGCACCUGACCGACUCCGAGGACGACGACGGCGACGACGACGACGACGUCCACGCGAACGACCGGUCGCUCGUCGUCAUCGACGAGUCCAUGGAACGAGAGGCGGAGGAGGAGGAGGCGACGGCGGAGGAGGACGUCGCUCUUCUCGUCGAGGAGGAGGAGGAGGCGACGGCGGCGGCGAUCGACGCGGACGCGGAGGCGGCGCUGGACGCGGAGGAGAUGGCCAUCGUCCCGGUCGAUGAGGAUGACGCGGACGAGGACGCGGACGCGGCGGCGGCGCCGACGGAGGAUGUCCUGAUGCUCGAAGACGCGCCGGCGAAGGAGGCGGCGGAGGAGGCGCCCGACGAAGAGGACGACGAGGAGACCGCCGCGGACGACGACGAGCCGUCGGAGCUGGACGUCACCGCGGAGGUCGUCGCCGCGCCGGCGACGACGCCCGCGCCGCCGGCGUCCACGGGGCUGCGACGAUCGUCCCGCCGGGCUGCGACGGGCGGGUCGCCUCCGGACGCGGCGGCGGCGGUGGCGACGACGACGACGCCGGCGGCGACGCCGGCGCCGCGGUCGACGACGAGACGGUCCGCGAGGAGGGCGAACGCGUCGCCGGAGACCGCGGUCGAGCCCGCCGCGGUCGAGACGGAGACGGCGGAAGCGCCGGCGGCGGAGGAGGAAGGAGAGGAGACGGAGACGGAGACGGAGAAGGAAUCUGAGAACGGCCCUGACGCCGCGGAGGAGCGGCUCGUCGAGGCCGAGGCGGCGGUCGAGGAGGCGCCCGUCGAAGCGCCCGAGCCGCCCGCGCCGACGGUCACGACGCGUCGAUCCACGCGCCGUGCCGUCGUCGGCGACGACGACGUCACCGAGGAGAUCCCGAAGGCGCCCGCCGCCGCGGAGGCGGAGGCGGAGGCGGAGGCGGAGGCGGAUGAAAACGACGCGGCGGCGGCGAACGCGUCGGACGUCACCGUCGAGGUCGCCGCGGAGACGCGACGGUCGUCGCGGAGGAAGGGGAACUCCGCGCCCUCGCCGCCGGUGGAGGAAGAGGCGACGACGCGGCGGUCGUCGCGACGCUCGAAGGAGGACACGCCGUGAGCGUUCGACGAUCGACGGACGGCCGCCGGCGAGGGCGGGGUCGGAGAGGACGACGAGGCGUCCGUUCGCUCCGUCGUUCGCCGAACGGAACGGAACGCGACGCGACGCGCUCGUAACAUACUUUGACACGUACUACAUAUGAUGGAGGUU